AUGUCACGUCUUGCACACAGGUUACUUGUGUUUUCUUUUGCUUUGAGACAUACGUUCAUAUCUUCGCGGGGAAACGAAUACUUUUGCGAAAUCGACGAAGAAUAUCUCAUCGACCGGUUCAACUUGACUGGAUUGAACAGUGAAGUGGACUUUUACCAGUAUGCUUUGGAUCUAGUGACGGAUGUGUUUGACCUGGACGCCGAUGAUGACACGAGGGAGCAAAUUGAGAAAUCUGCCCGGCAUCUGUACGGCUUGGUGCAUGCCCGGUAUAUCGUCACCACCCGUGGACUCGCUAAAAUGCUUGAAAAAUACAAAAGCGCCGACUUUGGCAAGUGUCCGCGCGUCAUGUGUGAACAACAUCCCCUCCUACCAAUGGGCCUCACCGAUGUCGCCGGUGUGAAGCCAGUCAAGCUCUACUGCGCCAAAUGCGAAGACAUAUAUAACCCCAAAUCCGCCCGGCACGCCUCAAUUGACGGUGCUUACUUUGGAACUUCUUUUCACAAUAUCCUCUUCCAGGUUUAUCCGUGCUUAAUACCGGAAAAGUCGCUCCGCCGAUACGAACCCAAGGUCUUUGGAUUUCGAGUCCACGCUAGUGCCGCGUUGGCGAGAUGGCAGGAUAGAAAAAGGGAUGAGAUUAAAGCAAGGUUAAGGAGAGUGGGAAUGGAAUGUCAGUAUAUCGAGGACAAGGAGGAGGAGGAAGAGGAUGAAGAAGACGAGGACGAUCUGGGGGAUGAGGGGAUGGCGCUGGAUCCCCAAAGAGCGCAAACCGCAGCCGAUAAUGGCCGGAUGGACGUUGGUGCGUAA
Molecule: messenger RNA, 804 nt
Organism: Uncinocarpus reesii 1704
Lineage: Eukaryota; Fungi; Ascomycota; Eurotiomycetes; Onygenales; Onygenaceae
Product: casein kinase II beta subunit
Exons: 3
Coding region: 1-804 (267 amino acids)
Cellular component (GO): protein kinase CK2 complex; cytoplasm
Molecular function (GO): protein kinase regulator activity
Source: RefSeq, a predicted model, not a curated record